CCAGGACACCCAGCUGCUGGUAGUAAACUCCGGGCGGGAGGAGGCUCCCGCUGGCUCCACGUUAAUUAGUUCAACACAGCACAAGGGGAGCAGUUGGUGUCUGUGGAGGGUCAGUGCUGGAUGGGACCAAAUCUUACAAAGCCACUUGCUGCUUCUUGCCAGCCGGCUGUAAAAGGACCCAAAGAGUCCAGGAGAGCUGGAUGAAUCCUGAGCACCAGCCACGGUCUGGUCGGCUUUUCCCUGUGGAGGAAGUUAAUGGUUUAAGUGAGGGGCGUCUGGAUCUGGUCCCUGAGUCACCAUGACACUCCUGGGGUCUGAGCACUCUUUGCUGAUUCGGAGCAAAUUCAGAUCAGUUUUACAGCUACGGCUCCAGCAGAGAAGGACCCGUGAGCAGCUGGCAGACCAAGGCAUCAUGCCACCACUGAAAAGCCCAUCUGCAUUCCAUGAACAGCGAAAAAGUCUGGAGCGAGCCAAGACUGAAGAUUAUCUCAAGCACAAGAUCAGAAGCAGGCCUGAGCGCUCAGACCUGGUCAACAUGCACAUUCUGCAAGACUCGGCUGCAGAGGGGUCCAUUCAGUCGACUCAAAUGAAGCUGAAAAGAGCCCGACUGGCAGAUGACCUCAAUGAAAAGAUCGCUCUCAGGCCGGGUCCUUUGGAGCUGGUGGAGAAGAAUAUUAUUUCCGUUGACUCUGCAGUGAAAGAGGCCAUAAAAGGCACCCAGGGCAGCUUCCCCUGCCCGGCCGACGCCUUCGCCUUCGAGGAGGAGGACAGCAGCACGGACGGGCUGUCCCCGGAGCGGCCCCGCAGCCGCGGCUCCCCGGGGCCCGCAGAGCCGCCCGCUGCCUCCAGGGACCCAGAGCCGCCCCCCGGCGCUGCCGGGACACCGCAGGAUCAUCCCCCCAGUGCCGAUGGCCACGCUCCGGACACAGCCCCGGGGCAGGGCAGCCAGUGUGACAGCCCCAAGCAGACGGGAGGGCAGGACAGCCCCACGCUCCCCGUGCCCUCUGCAGUGAAGUCCAAAUCAUCCACUGAUAGCAAGAACCGUCACAAAAAGCCCAAGGACACGAAGCCCAAAGUGAAGAAGCUCAAAUACCACCAGUACAUCCCUCCAGACCAGAAGGCAGAGAAAUCCCCUCCACCCAUGGAUUCUGCAUAUGCCAGACUGCUCCAACAACAGCAGCUCUUCCUGCAGCUCCAGAUCCUCAGCCAGCAGCAGCAGCAGCAGCAACAGCACUUCAGCUACUCCGGGAUGCACCAAGGACAGCUAAAGCAAUCAAAUGAACAAAUGGUCAAAAGUUCAAAUUCUUCAUCAACUUCUGUCAACAACACCCCUCUUUCUCCAGUGAAAACCACCUUUUCAGGCCAGACUUGUGUCUCGUCUAUCAAGCCAGGCCCUCUGCCAUCCAACCUGGAUGAUCUCAAAGUGUCAGAGCUGAGGCAGCAGCUCCGAAUACGAGGCCUGCCUGUGUCAGGUACCAAGACAGCGCUGAUGGAGCGUCUGCGGCCCUUCCAGGAGUGCGGCAGCAACACGGUGCCAAACUUCAGUGAGAUCACCACCGUCACCUUCCCAGUCACUCCAACAAGCACGCUGUCGAGUUACCAGUCGCAGUCCUCCACCAGCAUGUUAUCAAAUGGCUUCUACCACUUUGGCAGCACCAGCUCCACCCCACCCAUCUCACCCGCCUCCUCUGAUCUCUCUGUGAGCGGCUCUUUGCCAGACACUUUCAAUGAUGGGCCCAUGUCUUCCCCACAGUUCGGUCUCCAGCCAUCUCCAGUUCAUGGCAGUGCUGAAGAAAGCCUCAUGAGCAGCAUGAAUGGAGGGAGCAUCCAGCUGGAACUGGAAGGAAUUGACACAGAGAAAGACAAGAUGCUGGUGGAGAAGCAGAAGGUCAUAAAUGAACUGACGUGGAAGCUGCAGCAAGAGCAGAGGCAGGUGGAAGAGCUGCGGAUGCAGCUUCAGAAGCGAAAGAGAAGCAAUGGCCUUGAGGAGAAGCAGCAGUCUGCUCAGCAUUUCUUUGGUGUCCCCAUCAAGCAAGAAAACGCCGUGUCCAGCUGUCCAUUUGCAUCCAAACAAAAGGCCUCGAAAGGCCAGGCAGGCAGCUCGGACAAGCUCAGUAACCGUGCGGUGCCGCAGGUGCCCCACAUUGUAAACAGCCACUGCCUGGAGCCUGCGGGGCAAAGCACCAUCACCUCCUCGACAUUCCUGAGCCCGCAGUGCUCCCCCCAGCACUCUCCCCUCGGGGCUGCCAAGAGCCCCCAGCACAUCAGCCUCCCGCCGUCCCCCAACAGCCACUACCUGCUCCCGGUGUCCCCCGUGCCCGCGGACGGGCGCAGCGGGUCCCCGACCGGCAGCUCCUGCCUCCGCACAGCACCGCAGAUGACACGAAGUCAGCAGAUGGAUGAGCUCCUGGACGUGCUGAUUGAGAGUGGAGAAAUGCCAGCCACUGCCAAGGAAGAUCGGUCCUGCCUCCAGAAAGUACCUCAGAUAACGGUGUCUCCAGGGAGCACUGGUGCCUCUCUCCCCAAGCCCCCAGCCCCCUUCGAGCAGGUCCCCCCCACACCGCUGCCCUUCGAGCACUGCCCGGGCAGCAGCGACGCCCACCUCGAGGUGCUGCUGAACAGCCCCCUGGGCAGGGUCAGCGACAUGGCCCUGCUGAAGAUGGGGACAGAGGAGCCCCACUUUGAGGGGAUGAUGGAGGGGUUCUCUGGCAAAGCCGCAGAUGAACUGCUCAACUCCCAGGAGAUUUUACAGACUCCCCUCUCACCCAUGGAAACCCAGCUCUCCCCUUCCCCUGCUGAAGGCUCCAGUUUACAAAUGAGUUUCACUGAGUCUCCAUGGGAAACGAUGGAGUGGCUGGACCUCACCCCCCCCAGCUCUGCCACCGGCUUCGGGUCACUCACCCCCGUGGGUCCCAGCAUCUUCAACAUCGAUUUCCUGGAUGUUACCGACCUCAACCUGAACACCAGCAUGGACCUGCACCUGCAGCAGUGGUGAAGGGAGGUGCUGGGGGUGGAUGCUGUGAGCCUGCAGCAGGCAGUGCAGUGUUUCCGUUGUGCCGGAGAACAUGCAGGGCUAACGUGCCUCAUCCAGGGGAAACUGGAGUCAUUUUCCCAGCAUAUAAACUUGUUUGAAUUUCCAGUCACUGCAAAUUGACAGCACAACUCUGGUACUUUGGUUUUCCUCCAUUGACACAUCCCCACAGAGGACACCAGUGCCUGAAACAAAACUUCCUUUGAUUGUCAAGAACUUCAGUUUUCUUUCUUUAGUCUUUCCCCCCCCAGUUUUAGUAGUCACUCUCAUGAGAACUGGAGCAGCUCAUGACAAGACUGCGUGGUGAGAUGACCUCACCUGGGUGGUAACAGGAAAUCACGGAGCAAAGAGCCCAAUGUUGCCCUCUCCAAACCUCUCCUCUCCGACCCUCUCCGACCCUCUUCCUCUCCUUCUCCCUCUCCCUCUCCUUCUCCCUCUCCCUCUCCCUCUCCCUCUCUAUCCAAACUCUUCAGACAACCCUGCUGGCCUCACCUUGGCUGUGCCCAGGCCAUGGGUGUGGAGCAGGAGGCUCUGCCCAGCCUUGUCUCUUGCCUUGGCUCCUGCUUCCCUCCUCCUGCCCCGAAGCCGCAGUGCCCAGUCCCUGCCCAGCUCUGCUCAAGGGGGAUGAGAGAUGGAGACCACCAUGUUCAUGGUGGCACCUUGGCAUGUCCUGAGGGGCAAAAAGCCCAGGAGCCAUCAUGGCUGCAGUCUGAUCUGGAUCAGGCUGUGACCUUGGAGCAGGGAGCUGUGGAGGUUGGAGGCAGGUGUUCAGGAGGCGGGUGCAGGUAUCACAGGGAUGUGCCAUCCCGGUGGAGCGGCUGUGUGCCACAUCCACGGGACACACAGACAUGUGUGAUGUGUUUUGGUCCAAGGUAGGAGCAAAUGGUAUGAAAGAACCAGCUGGGCUUUGGAGGGGCUGUUCUGUGCACAGCCAGGUCAGGGUGAUCUUCAUUCCCCGCCUGAUCCAGGAGCAGGGGGAGCCAGACAGGGACAUUCAGUGACCGGCACAUGGAGCAGGGCUGCGGGUCUGUGUGAACCUCUGCUUGUGCUGCCUCCCCUCCUCUGCCAUCCACCCUCCAUCCUUCUUCCCAUUCCUCAGUCCUCAGCAGUCAUCCCCUUCUUCCUGAGUUUACUCGAGUGUCACUGCUCCCCCAGCCCAGAGCAAGGCUACCGGAGAACAGCUGUGAAUCACCGAGCCUGGAGGAGCCCGUUCUCCCGAAGCCGGCAGAGAAGGAAGCUCUCCCGCAGUGAUGCUCCCAUUUGGAAUCACCAGCAUGUCUCCUAUGAGUCUCUGUGCAAUAUUCUUCCUCAGGCUCUAGCAAGAAGGAGCCUUUGCUUCACUUCUUCGCUUCCACCAAAGAACUUGCUGCAGACUGUGUGACGGACACGUCUGUUCUUUGCAAUUCUGGUUUUGCCGAAGUAAAUAUUGUUGCUGACAAAGAUUGUUAAACUAUUUACAGACUGAGUGUAUUUAAUAUUUGUGUUACUGGAAGGACAGCACACGGAGAUGCAGCCACUGGGAGGAGGUCCAGCCUGGCCAUGGCUCCCGUGGCACUUCCCCAGGGUGCUGGAGCUGUCGGAGGCGGCUCUGCAGCCCCGGUGGGUCCCCAGUCCAUGGUGUUGUUGCAUGCUGUAUAAAGCACGUGGCAGUAGCUUUCAAAUCACUAUUUAAAGCACCACUUUUCUACUGUACAAAUGUCACAGGGCACUGCUAGGAUAGACAAUCACAGGUUGCCUUUUUUUAAAAAGAAUUUCUUUUUCUAAGUGAGAGAUUUUUAGAAGCCAGUCUGUGGAGAAUAUUCAGAGCACUUGACCCAGAGUAGUGUUAGCUGCUCCACUGCAGCCUUGUACAGGGCUUUCCAGGUAACUUUCUCCUCUCAGCAAAUGUAUUUCCUUAUUUAAAGGGAUGCUGUCAGCUUCAAACCUGUAAGCAAGCACAUUUCCUUACCUAUGUUACCAGCAACACUUUCAUUAUUAAAACCCUUGUCUUGCCACUCUG
Molecule: messenger RNA, 5030 nt
Organism: Neopelma chrysocephalum (saffron-crested tyrant-manakin)
Lineage: Eukaryota; Metazoa; Chordata; Aves; Passeriformes; Pipridae
Gene: MYOCD
Product: myocardin
Exons: 12
Coding region: 299-2995 (898 amino acids)
Biological process (GO): smooth muscle cell differentiation; cardiac muscle cell differentiation
Source: RefSeq, a predicted model, not a curated record